AUGGCGAAAUCAGAAAAUACGGAUGUGUUGGAGGCCGAGAUGAUCAAGGGCGGCGGAGAAUAUAUCGAAGAAAUUGCUCUUGCCCGCUUGACUGAGGAAGAUCUAUGGAAGCUAUCUCAGGAGUCGCUGACCGUCUGGUCAUGGACUGGCAUUCGUCUAGGCCUCAUCAUGUUCGUCCAUGGCUGCAACCAAGCCGGCUUUGGUAUCGACUGGGGCGUGAUCAGUGGUAUCAGCGCUUUGAAACCUUGGCAUGACUACUUUGGCUUCGGCACUUCAGGGGGUACAUACGGUCUGAUUAAUGCUCUGAUGAGCAUCGGUACUGUCUGCGGUGCUCCGUUCAUGGCCUUUGCGGAUGUGAUAGGUCGUCGUGGUAUUAACUUCGUCGGAAAUGCCAUUGUCAUAUUUGCCGCCAUUCUGCAGGGCUGUGCCAUCAAUUUGCCGAUGUUCAUGGCUGGUCGCUUCUUUAUGGGCUUUGGCACUGCUCUCAUGUCCAGUUCUCAGUACAUUGGAGAGAUUGCACCGCUUCAUCUCCGUGGUCGCAUGGUUGGCUUCUUCGGCGCCUGCUUUCAGAUUGGUAGUUUGGUCAUGCUGGGAGCUAUGAUCGGGCUCUCCAACCUGCCUGAAAACAACUGCUGGCGGAUUCCUUUGAUUCUCGAGGCUGCCUUCCCUGCCAUUGUCUGUACCACAAUCUACCUCUUGACUCCAGAGUCCCCCAGAUUCUACAUUAUGAAGGGGAUGCGCGAAAAGGCCAAGGAAGUCGUGGCAAAAUAUCACACCACCUCUACAGAUAUCAACCAGCCAAUUGUCGAGAUCCUGGUGGCUCAAAUGGAAGAAUCUCUUGAAAGCGAUCGAGAGGGAGUCCGAUCUUUCUGGGACUACCGAGUCUUCUUCACCAAAACGGCUCGGUAUCGACUGCUUGUUCUGGUGCUUUAUUCAAUCUUCCAGCAAUGGAAUGGAGGAAGUAUCAUCACAUACUAUAUGGCAGCAGCAUUGGAAACCAUUGGUAUUGACGGUACUCAACAACAACUCGGCAUCACGAUCGGAACAACGGCAGUCUACUUUGUUUUCACGGCACUCGGCUCUCUUCUUGUUGAUAAAUUCCGCAGACGAACCCUGAUCUUUGCAGGCCUCAUCAGCAUGAUCAUUUUCCAGACAGCUACUACCAUCACAUCAUGGAAAUAUAGUCUCCACGCUAGUCACGCUACCGCAGCACUCACUCUUCUCUGGAUCUUCCUGUACCAGACCUUCUCUGCCACGCUGAUUGCAACCAUGCACAAUCUCUACCCAGUCGAGGUACUGUCACUCCCCUUCGUGCGAAGGGAAUGGGGCUUUACAGGUGGCGCAGGUGCCGUUCAGACGUAUGGUAUUGGGGUCGGCAUCGGCAAGGUCGGAUACAAGAUCUGGGUGGUAUACAUCGCAUACAACACCGUCCAGCUCAUCUUAUCCUAUUUCAUCUUUCCCGAAACCAGUGGCCUGAGUUUGGAGGAGAUAGAUAGUGUGUUUGAAACCCCUGGCGUUGCACCUGUCAAGAUGUCCCUGGAUAUUCAGAAAGCUAAGAAGGAACGAGCAGCAGCAAGACGGGACGAGGAGUCUAGGUUCCUGCAUUGA
Messenger RNA from Penicillium maclennaniae, 1608 nucleotides. Its product is annotated as putative MFS sugar transporter protein. The record is from RefSeq and is a predicted model, not a curated record. Gene Ontology annotation, cellular component: membrane. The transcript has 3 exons. Gene Ontology annotation, molecular function: carbohydrate:proton symporter activity. The coding region runs from base 1 to 1608 and encodes 535 amino acids. NCBI's taxonomy places the organism in Eukaryota, Fungi, Ascomycota, Eurotiomycetes, Eurotiales, Aspergillaceae. Gene Ontology annotation, biological process: carbohydrate transport; transmembrane transport.